AGCCGCCAAACCCUGUUCAUUGACUUCUGUUUGACAGCAUGCUGCAACCCGGGUCCUCCCCCGCGUCUAAUGACGACACACGACGCAGCAAGCGGGCUCGCCUCCGCCUUUGCGAAGCGGAGACGAGGGAGCGCGCCCGGCGGUCUGCGACUGGUGGAUGGAGAAGGAGGCAGGAUUCUGAAAGUGGGGGGGACGGUUUCGUUCAAAAUUACAGAAAAAAAAGAAAAUUAGGCAUUGCAGACAUGACAGCCGAACUACCUUGUGAGAGCGGGGAGGCUACAGACAACACGCGACAGUAUCUCCGGGAGGUGAGGGCAGGGUUAAACUUGUUGCUGAUGUCAAUCACAGUGCCCGAGUCGAAGGUAAAGUUUCAAAACAUGCAUCAUCAGAAUAAUCAGGUCCUAAUAAAUCAACUACAGGAAAUCACUGGGACCCAGGAUGUGAAGAUACUGCAAACAGCACUGAAGGCUAGUCAUGGAGAUGUUAGGCAAGCGAUUGGAUUCCUCACUGGCCAGGACCCGGACGCAGAGGUCAUAGCAGUGGAGCCCUCUGAUAGUGAAGGGAGUGUCGUCGGCAGGGAGGGACAGACCAAGGUGAUCGACCUGACUGGUAAUGACAAGGAUGACCUUCAGACUGCCAUCGAGCUGAGUUUAAAAGAGUCUCAAACCACCCAGGCAGAAGAGCAGGACCUGAGCAGGGCUCUGGAGGCCAGUGUUGCUGAUAACAAAUCUCGGGUAAAAAGGAAAAGGUGCGAGGCCUGGGGGGACAGCUCCAAUCCCAUCGACUGGAUCCGACGGGACGAAUGGCCAGUGGGGCUGAAGAAUGUGGGAAACACCUGCUGGUUCAGUGCUGUUAUACAGUCUUUGUUUCACCUUCCUGACUUCCGGAGGCUGGUCCUGCACUACUGUCUUCCCCAGAAUGUCCUGGAAAACUGCAAGAGCCACAGUGAGAAGAGGAACAUUGCCUUCAUGCAGGAGCUCCGUUGCCUGUUUGCACUCAUGAUGGGCUCCAGUCGCAAGUUUGUGGAUCCCUCUGCUGCUGUGGAGCUGCUGAAAGAUGCAUUCCGGUCCAACGAAGCCCAGCAGCAGGAUGUGAGCGAGUUUACCCACAAGCUUCUUGAUUGGUUGGAAGAUGCCUUCCAGUUGGCAGCCAAUGGAAAUAACCCCAAAGAUAAGCAAGAGAACCCGAUGGUGCAGCUUUUUUACGGAACCUUCCUGGCUGAAAGAACCCUUGAUGGUAAAACUGUCUCCAACAUUGAGCGCUUUGGACAGUACCCCCUACAGGUGAACGGAUUCAACAACCUGGAUGAGUGCUUGGAAGGCGCCAUGGUGGAGGGGGAGAUCGAGGCUCUUCACUCGGAUCAAACCAUCCGCUCUGGCCAGGAGCGGUGGUUUUCAAAGUUGCCACCGGUGUUGACCUUUGAACUGUCCAGAUUUGAGUUCAACCAGUCUCUUGGACGGCCAGAGAAGAUUCAUAAAAAACUGGAGUUCCCGCAGGUGAUUUACAUGGACAGGUACCUUUACAAGAACAUGGAGAAGAUCCAGGACAGGAGAGCGGAGGUGAAGAAGCUGAAGGAACAGGUGACUGUUCUGCAGCAGAAGCUAGAGAGCUACCUCAAUUACGGCUCAGGGCCAAACAAAUACCCGUUGGCUGACAUGCUGCAGUACGUCCUGGAGUUUGCAACCACAAAGCCCACCAGUGUUUCUCCCACUCAGGAUAUUAAAGUGACCUCCCCAGCAUCCACUACCACUUUGAGCACACCCACAGAUCCUGUACACGAGCAGACAAGUCCUUCAGAAACAGAGAAUUCAGGGCCACCUGACAGUUCAAACUCUAUGCCCACGUCGCCACCACCCCAGAGGACUCCCAUCUACAAGCCAUUUACGCAGUGCAGACCGCCCAUGGACACCCCCCCUCACCCGGCCCCCCACAAAGUGUCCGAGGAGGAGCUCUGCUUCAUCAAAGGCUGCCUGCAUCGCUGGAGAACAGAGGUGGAGCAAAACAUACAAGAGCUGAAGGACAGCAUUGACCGGAUCAACCACACUUUAGAGAACAUGUACACGGAAGACAGCAUGUGCCAGGUAACAGGCAGCGUUGCUUCUGAUUUCAGGGUGCCCUACCGCCUGCAUGCUGUCCUUGUCCAUGAAGGCCAGGCUUCUGCAGGCCAUUACUGGGCCUACAUCUUCAAUCACAGGUGCAAACUGUGGCUCAAGUACAAUGACAUCUCUGUCACGGAGUCCUGUUGGGAGGAGCUGGAGAGGGACUCCUAUGGGGGUGUGAAGAACGCCAGUGCCUACUGCCUCAUGUACAUUGAUGACAAGCUGCCUCGCCUCAUAGCAGAGGACACAGAUAUGGAGACCGGGCAGGUGCUGGAGGGGGUGGACUCCCUGCCACCCAUCCUGAGACGCUACGUUCAGGAGGACAACCGCUGGUUCCAACAGGAAGUGGAGGAGUGGGAGGAGGAGCAGUUCCGCAAGAUUGCGCAGAAGGAGCCGCCUGUAACCAUCACAGAAACACAGGAACUCUCCUUCACAACAGUGGCUGAAGAAUCUGCCCCUAGCCAGCAAAACUCGCGGUCUCUGUCUUCGGAGCAUGCUGUUAUAGCCAAGCAGCAGACCGCCCAGGCCAUCGCCAAGACAGCCGACUGCUACGAGAAGAAGGGAGUGGAGGCUGCACUCGCGGAGUCCGAUAGAGAGAGUGAGGCUGUGGGCAGCACUGUGGAGUGUGAAGCCAGGGCUGACUCCCAGCCACAGGAUCAGCCCCCCAAGGAGGGUGAUAAGCAGGCUGAGAGCCAGGUCUCCGAGGUGGAGAUCCCCAGUGUGGGCAGGAUUCUGGUGCGCUCAGACGCAGACGGGUAUAACGAGGAGAUGAUGUUAACUCCAGCCAUGCAGGGGGUCAUCCUGGCUAUAGCAAAGGCUAGGGAGGUCUAUGAUAAGGACGGGCCUGAGGCUGCUCUCAUAAAGGCGUUCCAUGAAGAAUACUCCCGGCUCUACCUGCUUGCUCAGGAGAAAGCCAGCCCCCAGAACGACCCCCGUCUCCAGCACGUCCUGAUCUACCUCAUCCAGAACGAAGCCCCCAACCGUGUGGUCGAGAGGACACUACUGGAGCAGUUCGCAGACCGGAACCUCAGCUACGAUGAACGGUCAAUCAGUAUAAUGAAGCAGGCUCGUGCGAAACUCCGUCUGAUUGGACCAGAGGACAUGGAUAUGGACAAGUACAGGCAGAAAUGGCAUGAAGACUACAGCCUGUUUCGCAAGGUGUUUGUGUAUCUUCUAACAGGGCUAGAGCAGUACCAGAAUGGAAAAGUUCGUGAAGCGCUGACCUACCUGGUGUAUGCCUACCAGAGCAACAGCACGUUACUGAGGAAUGGGGAAAAUAGAGGCGUAGAGGAGUCACUUAUUGCACUUUAUAGGAGGAAAUGUUUAAUGGAGCUGAAUGAGAACGCAGCAGGCCUGUUUGACAGCGGAGAGGACAGUGAUGUGGUGGAGGGGAUGAGCAUCAUGAACGACCUGGUCAUUCCCUGCAUGCACCUAAUGAUCAGUAACGACAUCUGCCAAGAGGACCUGGACGCCAUUGAGAUCAUGAGGGAUCGCUGGUGCUCUUACCUGGGCACUGACAUGGACGCCACUCUGCAGGAGAAGCUGGGGGAGUUCUUGCCCAGGUUGCUGGACUGUUCAGCGGAGAUCAUCAUCCUAAAGGAGCCACCGAAGAUCAGGCCAAACUCGCCCCACGACCUGUGCAGUCGCUUCGCCGCUGUGCUGGAGUCCAUUCACGGCACCUCGCCAGUGACUGUCAAUUAAGACUUUAACGGAAAAUAUGAAUCGGACUCUUGAAGCUUGGAACUGCCAAGAUCACACAGUGGAACAGUCAGUCAACAAAGACACUUGUGAAAGAACUCCAAGGUAAAGGGCUCUUGAUCUGACACAUAAAUGGUGCCCUGGAUUGUAUGCAAGUGUGUGUAUUUUAAGCUAUUUGUCUUUUUUAAAGCACCUUUUUUAAUAAUGAAAUACACAAAUAUCGGGUCCCGCCAUUAACUUAUGCUCAAAAUUGAGAAGUUUUAGCUAUGAAUGCUGCUCGGAUCCAUUAUACAAAGUUCACAUGGACUGAAUAUUCGGAUAUCAUUUCCCAUGUUAUCCUUGAAGAAACAGUCAGACUGUGUCUUUUAUUUUUAUGGCCCAUAUUUCAAAGACAAAGCUUGCAUUACGAAAUAGAACGAGGAGCACUGCAUUUAAGUCAUUACAAAUCAGAGGAGCCUGCAUAGAUUGUGAAAGGGAAAUAUGACAAUGCAAAUGGGUGCCUAGUAUUGACCCCGUGCGUGCCAAAUAUAACGACAGUGCUUUCAAAGGACGAAUUACUUUAGUGCACCCCCAAUGGGAUUGUAAGAAAUGUGCAUUCUGUAGUUUAGUGUUUCAGUCACUGCAUGGAAGUGCAGCACUGUAUUCCCUGCUAUGCCCAAGUAGUGUUUGCAAACCUUGAAAAGAGCAUUAAAAAAGCCUGCCCUGUUUCUUACGGACAUGAGCUUACAUUGCGUCUUCUUGACCGAGCUACCAGUGUCCCCUUUUUACAUUUGAAAUAUGUUCUGAUCCUUAUAAUAAUCACCGGCUUGCAGGUUUGAAUGCUGCUGCUUUUGGUUCCAUGGUUCUAGCAGCUGAUGUGUAGGUCUGUCAUGUAGCCCUUGUCCGAUGCACUGGAUGACAGAAAACCACUUCGUUCUAAACACCUGGCAUUUUUAACACAAAUAAACGUUUUACAUUGCUGUUUGA
Acipenser ruthenus (sterlet) is the source of this 4763-nucleotide messenger RNA. Its product is annotated as ubiquitin carboxyl-terminal hydrolase 28-like. The transcript is spliced from 27 exons. The coding region runs from base 39 to 3800 and encodes 1253 amino acids. The record is from RefSeq and is a predicted model, not a curated record. Gene Ontology annotation, cellular component: cytosol; nucleus. Gene Ontology annotation, biological process: DNA damage checkpoint signaling; regulation of protein stability; protein deubiquitination. NCBI's taxonomy places the organism in Eukaryota, Metazoa, Chordata, Actinopteri, Acipenseriformes, Acipenseridae. Gene Ontology annotation, molecular function: cysteine-type endopeptidase activity; cysteine-type deubiquitinase activity; protein binding.